Messenger RNA from Gamsiella multidivaricata, 2239 nucleotides. RefSeq lists its product as uncharacterized. NCBI's taxonomy places the organism in Eukaryota, Fungi, Mortierellomycota, Mortierellomycetes, Mortierellales, Mortierellaceae. The transcript has 2 exons. Gene Ontology annotation, cellular component: cytosol; Ubp3-Bre5 deubiquitination complex; ribonucleoprotein complex. The record is from RefSeq and is a predicted model, not a curated record. Gene Ontology annotation, molecular function: mRNA binding. Gene Ontology annotation, biological process: ribophagy; protein deubiquitination. The coding region runs from base 388 to 1938 and encodes 516 amino acids.
UAUUGAGUCCCGAUACCACCAUUGCCAUCACCAAAGAAGGACCAGUUCAAUGUUUCAUGUUUGCUAUUGCUACAUGUUCAUAAUAUUCAUUCGUAUUCAUGCGCUGUUGAGUGUGGAUUAGGGAACAGUGGCGAUGGUUCUUUUGUUCUCCCUUCCUCUUGUUCCGACCUUGCAUAACCACCUCAACUCUCUGUGUCUUCAUUUCUCCCCCCUUUUAUGUUGCUCCCCCUUUUUUCUGAUUCUGAACGCAAAGAUCCGUUACUGACAUCCAACCAUUCGUCCUGUCUUCUCAUCGCCAUCUAGAUCUCUUUCUUGGCCAACAACUCCUAGAGUCUCCCUCUCUUUCGCUGUAUAUAUAUAUAUAAUAUCUUAAAAAAAAAGAUCACAAUGACCGCCACUACCGCAAACUCCACCGCCCCCGCCAAUGGCGAGCCCGCCGCUAACUCGCACGAGGUCGGCAUGAUGUUCGUCCACGAGUACUACACCUUCUUGAACAAGGAACCCAGCCGUCUCCACUGCUUCUACAAUAAACAAUCGACCAUGAGCCAUGGCAUUCAGGGUGAGGAGCCCCAUAUUUGCCACGGUCAACAGAGCAUCCACGCCAAGAUUCUUGAACUCGACUUCGAAGACUGCAAGGUUUUGGUCAGCAAUGUCGACAGCCAGAGCUCCCUGAACGGCGGAAUCAUGGUCCAGGUCCUAGGCGAAAUGUCCAACAAGGGUGGUCCCUCGCAGAAAUUCGUCCAGACCUUCUUCCUGGCCGAGCAACCCAAGGGAUAUUAUGUCCUGAAUGAUAUCUUCCGCUACCUCAAAGACGACAAUGAGAUCGAGGUCGAAGUUGCGGCGGAGGAGGCUAUUAUUAUCGAAAGUGACGAGGCGAACUUGAUCGAGGUCGCCCUCGCCCCUGUACCCAUCGAGGAAGCUGCGGUCUGUGAGGUGGAGGUCCUCACCAUUGCUGUUCCAGUCGAGGCUACUGAACCCAUCGAGACUGCUGAACCCACCGAGACUGUUGAGCCCACCGAGACUGCCAUUCCCAUCGAGAUCCCUGCUGCCGAGCCUGUCGAGGAAAAGAAGCCUGUUAUUGAGGAGAAGAAGCAUGUUGAAAAGAAGGCCGAGCACAAGAGGCACGACAAGAAGACUGAGAAGAAGGACGCCAGGAAGGAAGACAGCAAGGAUGCCAAGAAGGACGCUAAGAAGGAUAUCAAGAAGGAGGCUGAGCCCGCAGAGAAGCCAAAGACACCUGAACCUUCCAAAAAGCAGAACGGUGCUGCCACCACCACUGCCGCUGCGUCUGAGAUCGAGGCCGCGCCUGCUCCUACUGCUGCUGCCCCAGUCGAAACACCCGCGCCUACUCCCGCUCCCGCUCCAGUUGAGCCCUCCAAGCCCAAGACCUGGGCCAACUUGGCUGCCAUCAACUCGAACCAGUGGGGAGCCCAUGUCGCUCCUGCUAAAGGAUCUUCCAUCAACGUCUCCCAGCCCACUCCCAAGCCCCAGGCUGCUCAGCCUACCCAGAAUAGGCCCCAGGGACAGAGACAUAGCGGACGGGAGGAGGUCCAUGGAAUCUAUGUCAAGAACAUCACUGAUAAGAUGAGCUUGGAUCAGUUGCGCGAGGCAUUUAAUCAAUUUGGACCCGUCAAGAAUGUCGAGCGGACUUCCAAGAGAAACUGUGCCUAUGUCGAUUUUGAAUCCGUGGAGGCUGUCCAGGCAGCUUUGAAGCAGAACAAGGUCAACGUUGGCUCCGAGAUUGUUUUGGCAGAGGAGCGCCGUCCUAGCCGUAAUGUGUUCCAGAAUAGUGGCCGUCCCUUUCACUAUCAGAAUGGCUCAAACGGCCAUCAGGGCCCCCAGGGGGGAAACCGUGGUCGUCCCUCCCGUGGAGGUUUCCAGGAUCGCAAGCCCAUCCAGAGACCUGAGAAGGUACCUCCCACCGUUGCUGUGAACUAAGGACUGAAAAAGAGGAAGAAAAGAAAACCAGAGAAAGCAUCAUUGUACAAUUCCCCACCAUCCAAUCCCUUUACCCUUCUUUUACCGUCUGCAUCUUGUUAAAAAAGUGUCUGUUUAUGUUCAUGUAUUUUGUUCAUUUGUUUCUCCUUUGCUGUUACUCCUGUCAAUUCUUUAUUCCUCGCAGAAGAACAUAUGUAUUUGUCCUUAUUUUUCUUGCAACAUCUUGUAUAAUCAAAUCUGCAGCAUGAAUUCACAUAAGCACUCGUAAAUAAAGAAUCAGAUUGUUUUUUAUUUGAAAAAA